Molecule: messenger RNA, 1515 nt
Organism: Taeniopygia guttata (zebra finch)
Lineage: Eukaryota; Metazoa; Chordata; Aves; Passeriformes; Estrildidae
Gene: STBD1
Product: starch binding domain 1
Cellular component (GO): membrane
Molecular function (GO): starch binding; glycogen binding
Source: RefSeq, a predicted model, not a curated record
CUGCAGCGCCCGGCCAUGGCCCGAGACCGCGGCCCGCCCGUGCUGCGGCCGCCCCGCGCCGCCGCGCUGCCCGCCGAGCCCCGCGGCUGGGGCUGGCUGGGCGCGGGGCUGUGGCCGGCGCUGCUCGUGGGGCUGCUGGCCGCCAUCGUCGCCUGGUUCUGGUACGGCGACAGCGACAGCGACGGACGAGCCGCGGCGGGCGGCGAGGAGGCGGCGGCCGGCAGAGGGGGACCCCGGCGGGCGAGCGCGGGGGCGGCGACCACAGAGGAUGCUGCGGCGGGCGGGGGGCCGGGGCGGCGGGAGGUCGAGGCUGCUGCCCCGUCCGGCCCUUCGAAUCCAGGAGAGGAUCUGGCGGCUGUUUCAAGGGAAGAGCUUAACCAUGUCCCCGGCGGUGCAGUUUGGGGCGAACCUGUGGAGCCGGAGCAGCUGAUCCCGAAGCACGGUGUCAUGGACCCGGGGGAGCAUCCAGCGGAUACGGCCGGCAGCCAGGCAGGCGAACUGGAAGCCCAGGUGGGACAGGAAAGUGACGGAUGGUGCGUGAUGAACUUGGCAGCCUCUGACGAUGAGUGUAUGGACAGAAGUGAGGAGCAGCCGUGUCAGCCAGCUGAGAGGAGGGACUUGGACCAUGAAGAGUGGGAAGUUGUUUCUGAGCACCUGGUCGAAGGGAAGGAUGGCAGCAUGGAAGACUCAGACAGCAAGGAAUGGGAACCAGGAGACUGCUGUGACGGGGACUCAAAAGCAAAGCGAGUUGCAGCCGUGCCCCCCAUGUUCCAGAACAUCCACGUGGCUUUCCGUGUGCACUACGUCACCCACUCCGACGCGCAGCUCAUCGGUGUCACGGGGGACCACGAGUGUCUGGGCCAGUGGCACAGCUACAUCCCCCUCAAGCGUGACAAGGAUGGCUUCUGGUCCGAAUCCGUCAGUCUGCCCGUAGACACCAGAGUAGAGUGGAAAUUUAUCUUGGUGGAGAAUGGCAAGGUCAGGCGCUGGGAAGAAUGCGGUAACAGAACCCUAGUGACUGAACAUGAAGAUCAAAUUGUUCAUCAGUGGUGGGGAUACCAUUAAUGGGAAGGUGGAAGCUGCUGAUCUAAUGGCAGACCUGCCCAGGUGAACCACCGAGCCCCUAAACCUUAGAGGGGUUCCCCUUCUUCUCUAGGAGACCCUCUCGAGUGCAGAGCUCUGGAAAUCCUGUAUCGAACCACAUAAGCAGCAGAUCUCUUUAGGAAAUCUUUUGGCAACCUGAAAAAUCAACUUUGAGUGCGUGCUGAAGAGACACAAGGUAGGCUAAGAAGGCAUAAACAGCAUUCCAAGCACCUGCCUGUCCAGGUGGAUCUGGACCCUGGACUUGAGUUAGUGUUGCUUUGAGUGGGGCUAUGGGAUGCAUCUUGGUACCCACUGCUUGGGCUUGGGAGGUGUACUGGGAGGUGUGGUUACCAACACUGUAACAGGAACUUAAGCGUUUUAAUUUAUGUAAUGUAUUAAGGAAACAAUAAACAUUUUCAGAUUGACAGUUCA